CCUUCACUCUCAUCAUCAUGAAGGGAACCUGGGCUGUUGUCCUUUGUUCACUGCUCCUGAUUGCAGCUGAAAUUCAAGGACAGUUGACCUAUGGAAAAGGACGUUGCAGUUGCAUAGACAAAGGUUCUGAUUUCAUUCAGCAAAAAGCCUUAGGAAAAAUGGAAGUGAUUCCCAAGAGCUCUUCCUGUGACCAUGUUGAGAUCAUUGCGACUUUGAAGCCCACUGGAGAGCAAAGAUGCUUGAACCCUAAUUCCAAAUGGGUUCGGAAGAUGGUGACAGCCCUCGUCAAGAAAAGGUCUUCACAAAGCACUCACCGGUAAAGGAGAAAAGCUAAAGAUCACUUCAACAGACUAAUGAUAUUUUAAGAUUUGAGCACUUCAGGCUCCCUCUUUGAGUCACAUGGAUGGGUUAUUAUAUUAUAAUCAUAACUCAGAGAUAAAAAUAUUCUCAGGUAACACAUACUAAGAAUUCCAAAUUAUUUUUUCUACCAGGUUUGAAAUUAAUGUAAUUCUUAGAUAUACAUGUACCAGGUUAAUAUAUAAUAUCACAUAAGAUUGUUGUUCUAGGGUAUGUAAAACAUUUGUCUGUAGGCUUUAUAAAUAAAUUGAAGAAGGCUUAUAAUCUAAAGCAAACCACA
Gopherus evgoodei (Goodes thornscrub tortoise) is the source of this 637-nucleotide messenger RNA. RefSeq names its product C-X-C motif chemokine 10-like. Gene Ontology annotation, molecular function: chemokine activity; CXCR chemokine receptor binding. Gene Ontology annotation, cellular component: extracellular region. The transcript has 4 exons. The coding region runs from base 18 to 320 and encodes 100 amino acids. NCBI's taxonomy places the organism in Eukaryota, Metazoa, Chordata, Testudines, Testudinidae. Gene Ontology annotation, biological process: inflammatory response; antimicrobial humoral immune response mediated by antimicrobial peptide; cellular response to lipopolysaccharide. The record is from RefSeq and is a predicted model, not a curated record.